Colletotrichum scovillei is the source of this 4208-nucleotide messenger RNA. RefSeq names its product PH domain-containing protein. The coding region runs from base 416 to 3733 and encodes 1105 amino acids. The record is from RefSeq and is a predicted model, not a curated record. The transcript is spliced from 6 exons. Gene Ontology annotation, biological process: intra-Golgi vesicle-mediated transport. Gene Ontology annotation, cellular component: cytoplasm; endosome; trans-Golgi network. Lineage: Eukaryota; Fungi; Ascomycota; Sordariomycetes; Glomerellales; Glomerellaceae. Gene Ontology annotation, molecular function: protein binding; GTPase activator activity.
UUCCAUGACUCUCUUAUUCAUUUCCCCCCGUCCAUUCUACUCUACAACAACUACCACUACAUCUCUGGUAUUUUACCUUUCAUUCCUGUUCCCCCCUCAAAUACUCCCGCCCUCGACGCCGCCGUUGCCUGCCGUUAUCCCCGCAGCUUUUACUUUAACCCCUUCGCUCAGGCCCUCGUCGCCUCCCGCAGCCGCAGCGUCUCGAACCUGGCUGUUCAGUCCACGCUUCCGUACCGCCUGCCCGUGGCUGUGGCUUGGCCUCUUUUUGUGUCGCCAAAUGUUCACGAUCCUGGCUAACUUGCGACCCCGCGCUGCAAAGCCCGCCGACCACCGAAGAGGCACUCCCUCUGCCUCUGCCUCGCCUCCGAAGUUCUACAUCUUCAUGCGCCGUUAAUUCCAACUUCAACAUCUCAUCAUGGGCAUCGUUAGCAGCAAGCCCGAUGACGGGGCUACCCUCUAUCUUAGAGACCAGAAUCGACUAUCCAUAUCUUCUCUCGUCAUCUCCAACCCGCGAAGGCGCUCUUCCGUAAACAUCGUUCCCAAUGCAUUCCCCGCCACCAGAGUCUCGGCUUCUCGUCCACUAGGCGACGGCAGUCCUAUAGAAUUCGUUCAGGACACCGAAGUCGUAACAAGUCCCGGCGGCGUCCCAAAUUUCAUACUAAAGCUCAACCAAGACGAUGAGCUAGUCUUCACCUUUACCUUCGUUAUACGUCAAGGCCAACAGUUUGUCACCAACGGCGGCGCUGACACUGUAGCAACGACCGACACUCAAAUCAGCGGACUGACCUACGUCUAUGCCUCUACACCCCGCGAAGUAGAGAACUUGGUGACUCGCGAGUUCCACGCAGACCCGAAUCUACACAAGAAUUCCAACGUUGAGUUGGUAGGCGACUUUGCGACUGGAGGUACUCCCUCCGUCUCUUUUGAAUGGACCUGGAAAUGGAAACCUCCAAAGAGCAUUGAAGACAGGGGAGGUGGAUGGAGGAAUUCCUGCAGCUUCGUCGAAUACGACCCUCGCGCUCACUGCCUGCACACUCUGGCCAGUUUCUCAUACUGGGUGUCGAACCCAGUCUUGCCGCUCAGCCACCCAAACUCGCCAUCCCCUCCUUUCCUACUAACCGCCCCUCCCAAGAUCCGUGUCGCCUCGUCCCAGUCUGUGGAUUCUCGGAUCAGUCAUGCCGAGUUAGACGAGCCCUUGUCACCGUUGCCAGGCAAUACAUCAUCGACCACCAUCCUCCCUGUGCCACAAUCUGCAUCGGAGCCGAUCAAAGUAGACGUCGCAUGCCCGAAACCAACCGACGAUGUUCUUGUACCAGACGAUGGACCUGUCUUCAGGGCGACGAUUAAAUCGUUGGAGCAAAAGACUGGCAACAUGCGGACGCAGAUGAAGCGCGUGCUCAAGAUGGCCAAACAAGCGCACGAAGCACAGCAGGAGGCCAACAAGAACUUCUCCGAGUUCAUCGAUACUCUUCGGGAAGCCUCUUCGACAAACGCCAAUGCUGUCCAGCCAGCCAUUGAACACUACUUUGACAAGAUUGCCCGGGAGAUUCUCGCCUAUGAGCGGACAAAUACUGUCAACCUCAAGAGGAUUGUGAUCGAUCCUUUGGACAAAUUCUAUACAGUGGACAUCAAGCAAGCCGAGUCCAAGAAACGUGACUUUGAGGAGGAAAGCAAGGAUUACUAUGCUUACGUUUCAAGAUAUCUCGGACAGCGUCACGAUUCUGUCAAGGCUAAGAAACUGGCAGAGAGUGAUUCAAAGUACCAGACCAAGCGUCGCAACUUCGAGCUCAAACGUUUCGACUAUUCCAGUUUCAUGCAAGACUUGCAUGGCGGCCGCAAAGAACAGGAAGUUCUGUCCCACCUCACGCGAUACGCCGAUGCUCAAACGAAGAGCUUCCUCGAGGCGGCGAAAAAGAUCGAUACCCUUCUACCCCAGUUGGAGGCACUUUCAAGCGAAGUACAAGAGGCCGAUAAGGAAUAUCAGUACCAAAGGCGGGAGCGUGAAGAGAAGAGACGACUACUCGAGAAAAGUAACCAGCCGUACAAUGAGCCCGAUCCCAUCCCUGUACCCGGUACGAGCAGUGGCCCGGUUGCGAGCUCAAAUGGAAAUGCGUAUGUUUCCGACAGUGAUCUAGGCCGUGCCGACAGUACGGGAUCGCAGUUGAAGGUGGCAAUGUCUUCGGGUUCGAAUCCUUCCCUUUCAAUGGCUUCUCCUGAGCUAUCUCGGUCCCCGGGCAGUCUUGGCAAUUCCUCUGUUGGAAGUCCUGCUCAAGCCUCAAAGUUCAAAGGAAUCCGUGAUUUGGAGGAGAAAGACUAUGGCCAGUCGUCAGGCGCCAGCAGCACACAGCGUAAAGAAGGCCUGCUAUGGUCCCUUAGUAAGGGCGGAAGCAAUCAUGUUGACCCGCGCAACCUGAACAAACAGGGUUGGCACAAGUUCUGGAUUGUUCUCGAUCAGGGCAAGCUCUCGGAGUAUAGCAACUGGAAACAGAGGCUUGAUUUGCACAAUGAUCCAAUCGACUUGAGAAUGGCAUCUGUUCGAGAAGCACGGAAUGCUGAGCGUCGAUUCUGUUUCGAGGUCAUUACGCCUCAGUUCAAACGAGUCUACCAAGCAACAUCGGAAGAAGAUAUGAACAGUUGGAUAACGUCUAUCAACAAUGCGUUGCAAAGUGCGGUCGAAGGUCGCAUCAUGAGAGACAAGUCGGCGCCGAGCGAUUCAGGAUACAUCAAGAGAGACAUUGGCUCGAUCCUCACCGGCAAGAGCCCCUCUGUUGGCCACAAUAGCCACCACAGUCACACAAAUUCAAAUAGCGCACCCGUACGCCGAAUUACUGUAGGCGCUCGGCCCAGCACGCAUCGAUCAACCAGCUCGAGUUUCGACGAGAAUCCUGACAAGCUGCUUCAAUUGCUUCGCGACAACGACCAAGGAAAUUGCUGGUGCGCUGAUUGCGGGUCGGGUACGAAAGUCGAAUGGGUUUCAAUCAAUUUGGCCAUUAUUCUAUGCAUUGAAUGUAGUGGCAUUCAUCGUUCCCUCGGCACGCACAUCAGCAAAGUGCGAUCUCUCACCUUGGACAUCAAUUCCUUCACCUCUGAUAUUGUCGAGCUGUUACUCCUUGUUGGAAAUAGAGUGUCCAAUAUGAUUUGGGAAGCGAAGCUCGAGCCUGGCUUCAAGCCGACACCACAGGCAACCCGAGAGAUGCGGUUGCGGUUCAUCACGGCAAAGUACGUGGAUAGGGCAUACGUUGAGCCGAUCUCAGCCACGCUUUCGCGUUAUCCAAACCCCGACGACACCUUGCUGGCAGCCAUCAAGAAGAAUGAGAUCCAGCAGGUGAUCUACGCACUGGCUCUGAGGGCAAGUCCCAAUGUCACGGACAGGUCUCGAGGAACCCACGCAGUCUUUCUGGCGCUGGCGGCCGCCGAUCCUGCGUCACCUUCUCCCACUCCCGGGCAGCCCCCGGAGACGGACAGAUCAGUGCCAUUCCCAGUUGCAGAGAUGCUGCUUCAAAACGGCGCAGAAGUUCCGUUGACAAUGCCGGCCUUCCCCCUCAGCCGGAGUGCGCAAUUGUAUAUUGAAGAGAAACGAGGACGCAGCACGGGAUUUUCACACGACAGCGUCGGGUCAUUACCCGGCAACCUGAGUCCCAACGAAAAGCUGCAGCGGGAGAGAGAUGCCCGUUUACAGAAGAGAGUAAGCGCGGGAGGACGUCUGGCCAAGAGCCCGAUUCCGGAAAGGUAGCGACCUACCUGUCUCGAGCGGCUGGGACAACUCAACAUGUGCCUUGCCUUUGCGCUGCAUGCGAGGCAUAGAUCUUCUCUUGAAGUUCACUUAUCGACAGACGAUUAUGAUGACUCUGGGGGUGACGAUGGAUGAAACCAUGUUGGCACCGGCAAGAAGACGAAGAGGAAAUGGCUGGCAUGCUUUGAUACUGUCAUUACGAGAAGCCAUUUUGCUUUUGAAGGAUCUGGUGGUCCUUUUUUUUUCCCUACCGGGCGAGAGAGGCUAUCUGUUUUCAUUGCCGGACAUGAGGAGCCCAAAAUCACGGGACCAUGUUGUCACAUAUAGCAUGUGUACAGAGUGCUCUUUUCCAUGGCAGACGCCAGCGCAGGGCCGAUCAGGUACACACCAUUGUAGUAGUCCUCGAUUGGAGAAGGCCAAGGGUUGGAGAGUGCAGAGACGGCCGUUGUGCGUGCGUGCUUGUCAGUGUGUGUAU